CUCUCUGCCGGCGACCUCCGAAGUUUCGCAACUCGACACAUUUCCUAGUGCUAGUGAUGUGCUAAACCUAUCCGGUCGGAAGUCCACAUAACGUGCACGGCAGUGACGUCACCGGGAGCGGAGGCAAGGGCACCGGCUCGCCGAGCUCGGCAGGUCACGGCGUCAUGGGACACACAACACUAGUGAAUCUGACCAAGUGAUAAUAUAAUACAAAGAUAGUGUUUAUGUAAUGAACUGUACAGUGGGUGCCGUGCCAGUGUUGUGUCAUGAACAGUGAAACGCCUCCACAUCUCUAAACACGUGGAAAUGAAAAGAGAAAAGUACAAGAACUCUAUCCGGGAACACGGGCUGGGUGAGCGAUGAAGGGGUGGUUCGACGCGUUCCGCGAGGAAGGCGGGCCGACCCUAUACGCGUACCACAACCGCACGGCAGUAGCCGCGGACGUGCCUGCGCUCGCGCUGCUCAUAGCGGCGCUCACGCUCUACGUCGCCUUCCUCGCUGUCUUCCCCGGCAUCAGGAAAGAGAGAUUCUCAACGUUCACGAUAGUCACACUUAGUCUUUUCGUCGGCACCGUCAUUCUAGUUUGUAAACACGGGUCGUCGUGGCACGUGUCGGGGGCCCGCGUGGCGCGCGCCGCUUACCGCGCCUUCUCCGCCGAGCGCCUGGACUGCUGGCUCGCCGUGCACGUGGGGCUCGGCCACGUCAACGUCACGCUCACCGCCCUGUCUUGGGGCAACACGAGCGUGGGAGACCCGGGUGUAGACUACAAUGAGCAGUUCCGCUGGGAGGAGGCCGGGGCUAUCCAAGAGUUCUACAGGGAUGGUCUGACACGAGGCUUGCCAUUCCCUCUGUUAUCUGUCGCGGAACACUUCGCCGUGCAGCAUGAAGGCUUCGAUUGGGGAGCCAAGUACCGCGCCGCGGGAUAUACUACUUCCACAUUGCUAUGGACGGCGCUAGCUCUGUGGUUACUAAUGAACCUGCUGCUGGUGGUAGUGCCUCGGUACGGCGCAUACGCCAUGGCCACGUUAGGCGUGACGCUAUGCGCGGCCGCAGGGGGCUACUGGGCGUCACUGCCUCACGCGCCUCUAGUCGUACGCCUAGACGGAGCUAUGCUGUUCUUCUCGCUGGGAUGGUGCUUCUGGCUGGUAUUGAUAGCAGGAUGUAUCUGCUUGGGAGUAGGUUUAAUAAUUGCAAUCCUGGAUCUGGUGUGGCCGCACCGGUUCUCCACAGUAUUAGAAGUGGAUUACGAUACGCCGUACGAUAGGCACGUGCUCAUCGUGGACAGCCGGCAGCGAGCCCGGCCGCAGACACAAGCGUCAUUACCCACUAGGAUACUUAGAAGACUGUCAUCAAAGACCCGUGACACAGAUGGCCAUGUCUCAAUGGCAGUAGUUAACGAAAACGAGAGGGGUCGAGACAAUCCGGCCUACCAGCAUGAGCAGAGGAAACCUAACUCACCGUGGAGGUAUCCGCUCUUCAGAAGACAAAUUGAUAGAGCGGACUCGGCGUCGAGUCUGGGGUCAAGCAUAAAUGGUAACAGUUCCGGUAUCAGGAUGUCUCCACUGGCUUCGGGAGCGCUCCCGGCGUCCACGCCUUCCAUCCCUGCGCAUAGGUACAUUACGAGUACUUCUCAGUCUUGUCGCUAUGUUAAGUAAACGCUGCUUGCUGAAUUUACUUUGUAAAGUACCGUCCACAAAUACCAGCGGCAGAGAGAGUGAAGGACAUGUGGUGAUUAGUGUAACAAAAACAUAGUUUAAUUUACACUGAAACAAUAAUAAGUGUGGCUGGCGAUACAUCAUCUGAAAGUUACUGAUCUCUACGGACCUCCAAUAUGAUGGUGCACAAAUACGAAUUAGAAACAAAAUUGUUUAGUGAUAUAGACUUAGAAUACUUUAGCAGCUUCACAUAUUACCGGCCAUAAUCAAAGUGUGAAUUAUCUCAAAGUAUGAAAACUACUGGAAAAGAUGCACUUUAACAAUCCUAUAUGUCUAAAUGGAAUCUAAAAAAAAAUUAAGCCAGUUGAUCGACUAUAAUAAAAACUGUAAAUAUGUACAUUAUAGUUAGGUAUCUAAAUUAUGUUUAACGAAUCCGUCCAGUGUCAUAAAUUAAAUACCUAGGAAAUAAUUGUUUAUACCUCUUGUGAGAUAAUAUGAGUAAUAAUUAUGUUUGACUGCAUCGACACAAGUGAAUGCUUUGUGCCAUGUAAUACUACAAGAGACAAGUGUAAAAUAGCACAAAAAAUAAUGCAUAACCCUUGAAAGAUCUUGUAGAUACUAAAAUCAUUAGACUUGACAUUGAAUUAAAGUUAAUAUUACCACAGAACGUUAAAGUUAAUAACGACAUAUCAAUUAAAAUAAAUGACAUCGAAUCAAUUAAACAAUUCGGCAUUCUAUUAUUAGAACGAAGUCAUUUAGGUGUACUUUUAGAUUUAAGUUAUUUAUUUAAUUAAUUUUCAAUUGUAGUUGGAUGUGUGAGUGUGGUGAGUAGCCAUGUGUAACAACAAUCACAAUUAUAUUUCUACGUCACUUUAGACCUAACUACUUACAUCACGGAACAUUUUCAAUGUUGUGAAGAUGUGUUUGCAACAGUGAAUGUGUAUUGUACCUAUAUGUAUUUUAAUUGUAACUAUAGUGAGAUGCAGAGUGAAUGAUUUAAAUCGUAUUUAUUGUGAUCGAAAAAAUAAUUAUACAAAUUCGAAACUUGGACA
Helicoverpa zea (corn earworm) is the source of this 2707-nucleotide messenger RNA. RefSeq names its product dual oxidase maturation factor 1 (gene mol). The transcript is spliced from 11 exons. Gene Ontology annotation, cellular component: endoplasmic reticulum membrane. Gene Ontology annotation, biological process: protein transport. Bases 360 to 1655 code for a protein of 431 amino acids. The record is from RefSeq and is a predicted model, not a curated record. Lineage: Eukaryota; Metazoa; Arthropoda; Insecta; Lepidoptera; Noctuidae.